CUCGGCAGUCAGAAAUCGUUGACGAGCUGCGUUCUCUUUUGGCUCAACGAGAGAAACUGCAUCAUGAGGAUGUGGAACGACACAGAAAUCACAACGAUCAAGUAACCCGAUCUCAUGCUGACGCAGUGCAACGGCUCAAGGAACGCUACGAGCAACAGCUGGCAGAAAAAACCAAAGAAAAUGAACGGGCGUUAGAAGAUGAGCGAAGUCGUCAUGAAGCUGAACUGGAUGCGAUGAGCAGACGUCACCAAA
This is a messenger RNA of Ostertagia ostertagi, 252 nucleotides long. The record is from the annotation of a GenBank genome assembly. NCBI's taxonomy places the organism in Eukaryota, Metazoa, Nematoda, Chromadorea, Rhabditida, Trichostrongylidae.